AUGGCUCCCCACGUGGAAGAACAGCAGCCCAAGGGCGUGAAUGUCCACCAUGACGAUGUCGCCGAGGCCAGCAAGCUUGGCGUCGCCGUUGAAGAGGUUGUCGCCCACCGCAUCUCCGAGGAAGACCUGAUGCGGGUCUCUGCCGACUGCCUCAAGGUCAUGUCCGGUGACUGGAGGAUCUUCACCCCGGCCGGAUGGCGUGUCUUCGGCCUGAUGUUUGUCAUGGCUGUGAACCAGGCCGGCUACGGCAUCGACUGGGGUGUCAUUGGUGGUCUCAACUCGAUGAAGUUGUGGCACAGCUACUUCGGCUUCGGCAACACGGGUGCUAUCCUGGGAACCAUCAACGCCCUCAUGCAGAUCGGUCUCUUCUGCGGUGCUCCUUUCCUAGCCCUGAGCGAUGUUAUCGGUCGUCGCGGUAUCAACUUCCUCGGAAACGCCAUCACCAUCGUCGCCGCUCUUCUUCAGGGCCUUGCUCCGAACCUGCCCUGCUUCAUGAUCGGCCGUUUCCUCCUCGGCGUCGGAGCCUCUCUCUGCUCUGCGCCCCAGUACAUCGCCGAGGUCGCCCCUCUCCAUCUCCGUGGUCGCAUUGUCGGUAUUUUCGGUGCCUUCUUCCACGUCGGCUCCAUGUGCAUGACCGGCCUUCUGAUGGGUUUCACCAAGAUCAACAACGACUGGCAGUGGCGCGCCCCGCUGCUGCUCGAGGGCUUCUUCCCCGUCAUUCUCUGCACCCUCAUCUACAUCCUGUGCCCGGAAUCGCCCCGUUACUACGUCAUGAAGGGCAGGCAGGACAAGGCCCGCCGCGCCAUCGCUCGCUACAUGACCACCAACGACGACGAGAAUGCCCCGAUCGUGCCCCUCAUGAUCGCCCAGAUCGAAGAGUCCCUCGAGACCAGCCGUGCUGGUGUUCUCGCCAGCUACGACUUCCGCCCCUUCUUCACCAGGGCCGCCGGCUACCGUACCAUGCUCAUCAUCAUCUACUCUUGCUUCCAGCAAUGGAACGGUGGUGGUGUCAUCGGCUACUACCUGUCCCCCGCCCUCGACACCGUCGGCAUCCACGACAGUCUUGACCAGCUCGGUAUCCAGCUCGGAGAGGUCGCCGUCUACUUCAUCUUCACCUUUGUCGGCGCCUGGCUCAUUGACAGAAUGCGCCGUCGCACUCUCAUCUUCUCCGGUCUCAUUAGUUUCGUCCUCUGCCAGACGGCCGCCACGAUUACCUCGUGGCAGUACAGCCUGCACAAGAGCAAGGCGACCGCUGUUCUGACUGUCGUCUGGUUCUACAUCUACCAGGUCUGCAGUGCCUCCCUGAUUGCCACGAUGCACAACCUGUACCCUGUCGAGCUCCUCUCCCUUACCCUUCGUUCCAAGGGUAUGGGUCUGUACAACAUGAUCCAGGGUGCUGCCGGUGUCGUCAAUACAUACGGUAUCUCGGUUGGCAUUGGAAAGAUCGGGUACAAGAUCUGGGUCGUCUACAUUGUCUACAACACCAUCCAGCUAAUUAUCUCCUACUUCGUCUUCCCCGAGACCAGCAAGCUCUCGCUCGAGGAGAUUGAUACCAUCUUCGAGACUCCUGGUGUCCACCCUGUCAAGAUGAGUCUGAAGAUUGAGCAGGCUAGAAAGGAGCGCCUUGCGAUUGAGAGGGAAGAGGCGAAUGCCGUGCAGGCCUAA
Messenger RNA from Thyridium curvatum, 1665 nucleotides. RefSeq lists its product as uncharacterized. The coding region runs from base 1 to 1665 and encodes 554 amino acids. Gene Ontology annotation, molecular function: carbohydrate:proton symporter activity. The transcript has a single exon. Gene Ontology annotation, biological process: carbohydrate transport; transmembrane transport. The record is from RefSeq and is a predicted model, not a curated record. Gene Ontology annotation, cellular component: membrane. Lineage: Eukaryota; Fungi; Ascomycota; Sordariomycetes; Thyridiales; Thyridiaceae.